GUUUCAUCUAAGUGAAAGUAAAACAAAAAGUGGGCGAGAACAUGGUUAGUCAUUGUUCCAGAAUUUGAAAUUAACAGUGAACAGCUCAAUCACACGGCUUGACAUUCAGUCGACGUCUAAGCACAGCAAAGAAAUACUGUAUAUUGAAACAAAGCCCAAAAUUCCACCUCAUUAUGUGGAUGAUACAUAAAGUGUCAGAAUUUUUUUCGAAUAGAGCAGGAAGAUCAUCUAAACCUCAUCCUCCACUUCCACUUCUUAAUAAACCAUGGAGGCAAAUAGACUGGAGAGACAAACAGGAAUCUCUCCAGUACGUGAACGACUACAAACCUUUUGAUGAAGACCAACAGCUCAGGAUUCUUCUUUGUGGACAAUGUGGAGCUGGAAAAUCCAGUUUCAUCAACUCUGUUCAAAGUGUUUUAAGGGGCAGGAUGUGCAGACAGGCUUUGGCAGCCAACAUCUGUGACGAUAGUUUCACCAAAAAGAAAAAAACCUACAAGAUCGAAAAAGACAGUCCAGACAUCUUUUACCCUUUUGUAUUCAACGAUGUAAUGGGCUUCAACAAAAUCCUUGUAGAGGACUUGAAAAUGUCUUUGCAGGGACGUGUGAAGGACAGUUACAUGUUCAAUCCAGUAUCUAAAUUAUCAGAAGGUGAUGAGCAUUUCAACAAAACUCCAACAGAUAAUGAUAAGGUUCAUGUUCUGGUUUGUGUCGUUGCUGCUGACACAUUGUCAACCAUGAGUGACGAAGUCCUGAUGAAGUUUAAGGAACUCAGGGAGGAAGCCAGUCAUCUGGACGUUCCUCAAAUAGCCAUUCUCACCAAAGUUGAUGCAGCGUGUGCAGAGGUCAAGAACGACUUGCGGAACAUCUACAGGAGCAGAUAUCUGAAACAGCUGAUGGAAAGGUUAAGUGCAGCAGUGGGGAUUUCUAUGGACUGCAUCUUCCUCGUUAAGAACUAUCAUGAGGAAAUCGACCUCAAUGACGACAUCGACUUACUGAUCCUGAGCGCCCUGAAACACAUCCUCUACUCCGGAGAAGACUUUGUCAAGAUGAAGUUGCAAACAAGCAUAGAAUAGUGUAGUAGCAGAUAAUGUAGAAAAUGAACAUGAAAGAUCUUGUAGUAAAUAUGUUUGUC
Betta splendens (Siamese fighting fish) is the source of this 1132-nucleotide messenger RNA. RefSeq names its product interferon-induced protein 44-like. The coding region runs from base 174 to 1073 and encodes 299 amino acids. The transcript is spliced from 8 exons. The record is from RefSeq and is a predicted model, not a curated record. Lineage: Eukaryota; Metazoa; Chordata; Actinopteri; Anabantiformes; Osphronemidae.